CAGGGAAAUCAACCCUAAAAUGUAAUGUAAUAAAAUAUACGAAAGUGACAUGCAUUUGAGUCAAGGUCGAGCAAAGCUGUGGAAAGAGAGAGCCGAGGAGGCGUUUCGACCGUCCCCACCGUCCAGCGAGAGAAAUAAAAUUCAUGCAUGGCCACUCACUGCCAUCACUACUCGUCCUGCACACUGCUCUUUCAAGUGUCGUACUCCCAAUCAUCGAGUGCCAAAUAAAUCUUCUUCUUCUUCUUCUUCUUUUUUUUUUUUUGUUUUUUACUUUCUUAAGAUGCCAACAAAAGAUAAGACAUCCUUAAAAUCUAGUGGUCUCUUAAGAAAAUCUAACAUCAUAUAUAUGUUAGGUGUUCUGUUCAACAUUCUCGUUUAAUAUCGAGCAAGACAGCUCACUGGUUAGAUAUUGACGUUCUCAUAAUGAAAAAUACUUACCUUAUGUUGAGAGUACAGAAAAAGAACCAUCCGAGUAGUCUCAUAAUUAUUUUAAAAUAACAAAAACAAUACGAGUACCGACCUUGAGCAAGAGUCAGACGACUCCUCCGCAAGAAAAUUAUAUAAAAUUACAGAAGCCGCUCUUUGUAGUCUACGCUCUCUUUUUGCACUAGAAAACACUAUAUAGUACAUAUAACUGACAAUUCCAAUCUUCCAUGUAUGAAACCUGUGCUUAAUUGCAUGACUGUUAAGGAACAAGCCCCGGCUAUUAAGGGAACAUAAUAGAAAUCUAAGUGUUGAUCAGAUAACUUGAUCCAUUUUAUAUAAGAAAUAUCCCAAGGAGGAGAGAGUUCUUCUUCUUUUAAAAGGAAAAAACAAAAAAUUAUUGAAUUAGAAUAAUUGGAUACAAGCUGCAGAAAUGGGAAGUGGGUUUUUUUCAGCUGGGAAGGAUGGUUCUUUGCUAGAUUAUUUAGAGGAAGAUCGAGAACAGAAACUGGCGUCGUCAAUGCCAGCAAUUCCUCAACCACAAACACCGAAAGAACCAAUGGAGUUCUUAUCUAGAUCCUGGAGUCUAUCUGCUUCCGAAAUUUCGAAAGCUCUAGCUCAGAAACAGAGACAAUUUUUCAUUGACAAGCAACCAAAUAUAUUUCCAGAUACAAUUGUUCCUCCCCAGUUUUCGGGAAAGAUGAUAAAUUCAAUAAAUUCAAGAAAGACAGGAUCGAUAGGGAAGUGGUUCCACCACAAGGAGCUUAGCAGUAGCACAGUGAAGAAGAAAGAUAAGGCGCGUAUGGAAAAUGCCCAUAUGCAUUCUGCUAUAUCCGUUGCCGGACUGGCCGCAGCCUUGGCUGCUGUUGCUGCUUCAGGAAACUCUGGUGAUUCUGGAUCAAAAAUGGGUAUGGCUUUGGCCUCAGCUACAGAACUCCUGGCAUCACAUUGCAUAGAGUUAGCAGAAUCAGCUGGAGCUGAUCAUGAUCGUGUAGCUUCUGUUGUGAGAUCAGCAGUUGACAUUCAUAGUCCUGGUGAUCUAAUGACCCUUACUGCAGCUGCUGCAACAGCUUUGAGAGGAGAAGCAGCAUUGAGAGCAAGAUUGCCCAAAGAAGCAAGAAAGAAUGCUGCUAUAAGUCCUUGUGAUAGGGGAAUGGCUGAUACUUCUUGGGGUUCUGCUUACAGUAGUGGUGAAGUAGAAGCACAGGCACCUCCCUGCAAUGGAGAACUAAUGCAACACACAAGAAAAGGAGUGUUACGAUGGAAACUCAUCUCUGUCUACAUCAACAAGAAAUCAGAGGUUAUAAUUAAGAUAAAAAGCAAACAUGUCGGAGGAGCUUUCUCCAAGAAGCACAAAUGCAUUGUUUAUGGGGUCUGCGACGAGACUACAGCAUGGCCAUACAGAAAAGAAAGGGAAAGUUCUGAAGAUGUUUAUUUUGGGCUCAAGACUGCACAGGGUCUUCUAGAGUUCAAGUGCAAAAACAAGAUACAUAAGCAAAGAUGGGUUGAUGGGAUUCAAAAUCUUCUUCAAGUCAGCUGCGUAGAAGCAACUGAAGGCUCUCUGGAAUUUCUAAGCAUAAACGAUAGCAUAUAGUAUGUGAUUCAUUUUUGUAUAUGAAUUCCAAGGGUAGACCAAUGACCUAUAGUCUCCGAGUGAUAUACGACUGAGGAUUUUGUUCUUUUUUUUUCUUUAAUUUUUUGUAUACCAUCUUACAUAUAUGAAAUAAGGAAUUAAACCCCA
Ricinus communis (castor bean) is the source of this 2164-nucleotide messenger RNA. Its product is annotated as VAN3-binding protein. The record is from RefSeq and is a predicted model, not a curated record. Gene Ontology annotation, biological process: leaf vascular tissue pattern formation; auxin-activated signaling pathway; phloem or xylem histogenesis. Bases 857 to 2017 code for a protein of 386 amino acids. NCBI's taxonomy places the organism in Eukaryota, Viridiplantae, Streptophyta, Magnoliopsida, Malpighiales, Euphorbiaceae. The transcript is spliced from 7 exons.